AUGUCUAGUGAUAAAAGACGCAUUUUCUUCUGUGUGUACUUUGAGCAGGGCCCGAGAGGCACACAAGGAACUCCCCGCGUCUUUCACUGUGGCCUCUGGGUUGAGGAAAAGGGCAGCAAAGGCCCCGGCGAUUACUUUCACAUUCAAUUUCAUCCUGUAUACUCUAAUCGUCCUGAUUAUCCAUCCGGAUGGGUCUAUUCAUCAUCUACAGCGCGGUCCAGGGAGGAGAAUUGGAGGGAACCAAGCCAGCUGAUUGGGCGCAUCCUGUUGGGCAAACUGGCGCCAGGUGUCACAGCCUCACACAUCCACGAGAUCUGCCGGACCGUGGCCCGGCCUAACGAUAGGGAGGACUGCUGGGACUGGACAGGGCGUGCUAUCUCUGCCAUCCAGCUCCAGCGCUACCUGACGCGUCACUCAUGGAGUGGCCCAGAUGGCCUGAAGGCGAGGGCCUACCAGCAGUCUUGCAGUUGGUGGGAAAAGGACAAGGGGAGAAUUCCUAACAAGCCACACUAUUGGGAUAUAUAUGGGACGGAAAGCAGCCACUGUGUGGUGAUGUGA
Molecule: messenger RNA, 558 nt
Organism: Diaporthe amygdali
Lineage: Eukaryota; Fungi; Ascomycota; Sordariomycetes; Diaporthales; Diaporthaceae
Exons: 1
Coding region: 1-558 (185 amino acids)
Source: RefSeq, a predicted model, not a curated record